Molecule: messenger RNA, 2445 nt
Organism: Prunus armeniaca (apricot)
Lineage: Eukaryota; Viridiplantae; Streptophyta; Magnoliopsida; Rosales; Rosaceae
Source: the annotation of a GenBank genome assembly
AUGGCUACAGAAACUGCUGCAUCACAUCAUGUUCCUACCACUGAUGACGAGCAAGUUGAAAAGAAGGUGAGUGAAGAAGAAAAGGCUUUUGAAAAAGAAAAUGUUUCUUUACCGCAAGGAAGUGAAGAAAUAAUCAAAACUGAGGAUGCAGCAAGUCUAGCAACACCAGCUGAGUCUGAAGGUGUUGAUCAUAAGAAGAUUGAGCCUCCUGUAGUUGAGGCCGAGAAGACUAAUGGUGCUCCUGUGCCAGAUGUUAAGGUGGAAAAUGAAUCCAUUCCUGAUUCACAAACACCCGCUAUUCCAAAGCAAGUGGCUGAUGCUGCUGAGAGCCCAAUAGAGGUUAAGACAAACAUUGACUCUGUAGUAGGAGAAGCACCAAAAGAACCAUCAGUAGGUAUCAUUGAAAUAGGCCAAGUGGAGCAACCAGAGAUAGUUGAUGCUCCUCAAUCAUCAGUUGAAGCCGUUGAGAAAACAAAGGAGUCAGUAGCAACAGUCCUAAAAGAGAUUAAAGACUCAGAGCCAGAGCUUGCUAUUGCAAAAGUGGAGGAAAAACCAAAAGACCAAUCUGAAUUUUCUCAAGUAGAGAAAAAACAUGAUGAGGAGCCUGAAGAGCGCAUGCAGGAUGCAACGGUGAAAGAUGAAGGGCCUGUAGCUGACAAGGUUGAGCAUAUCACAUUCUUGGAGCAAGGGAAAAUUGAAACAGUCGAUACACCUAGUCUAGCAGUGGAGGAAGAACCAGAACAACCUAAACUUACAGCAGAAGAGAAGAAAUAUGAUGAAGUUGAGCCUGGGAAAAGUGUGGAGGAUGAAAGAGUAAAAGAUGAAGGAUCUUUGAUUGGUAAGGUUGAGGAGCCCACAUUCCUGGAAGAAGGGAAAACUGAUAAAGACGAUAAGCCUAGUCUAAUCGGAAGUCCAGAAGAGGCUUCACUUAGUCGGGAGGCUCAAAUCAAGCUACAAGAUGAAGGGGAUUCUUCUCUACCUGAAGUCACAGAAAAGAUCACUACUGAGGACCAAAAGAAAGAAUCAAGUGGGGUUGAUGUGGUUGAGAAGCUAGCAGAAGAGGCAGCAGUGGAGACUGAAAAGGUUGGAAAAGAGAACGUGGAGACAGGAAAGGUUGAAAGGGAGAAUGUGGAAACUGAAGAUUCAACUCAACCAAUUAAAGAAGACCAAAAGAAGGAAAUAAGUGGGGUUGAUGUGGUUGAGAAGUUAGCGGAAAAGGCAGUGGAAUUGGACACGGUUGGAGAAAAGGAGGUGGAGACUGAAGAGGAUGUAAAGGAAACUAUAGAGGAUGAAAAGAAAGAAUUAAAUGGGGCUGAUGUAAUUGACAAGCAAACAGAAGAGGCAGAGGUGAAGUUCGAAAAGGUUGAAGGAGAGAAUGUGGCAAAGAAUGUUGAAACUGAAGAUAAUGAAAAGAGGAAUGUUAUAAGUGAGGAUUCAGCUAAACCGAUUAAAGAGGAAGAAAAGAAAGAAGUUGGUGGGGUUGAUGUGGUUGGGAAGCUAGCAGAAGUGGCGGCAGUGAAGUUGGAAAAUGUAGAGAAUGUUAUAAGUGAGGAUUCAAGUCAACCAAUUGAAGAGGAACAAAAGAAAGAAGUGGGUGGGGUUGGUGUGGUUGAGAAGCUAGCAGAAGUGGCAGCAGUAAAGUUGGAACAUGUAGGGGAAGAGAAGGUGGAAAAGAAUGAUGUAAUUGAAGAGAAUGAAAAGAUAAAUGUGAUAACUGAGGAUUCAACUCAACCAAUUCAAGAGGACCUAAUGAAAGAAUUAAGUGGGGUUGAUGUGGUUGAGAAGCUAGCAGGAGAGGCAGUGGUGGAAAUAGAAAAGUCUGGAGAAGAGAAUGAAACAAAGAAUGUGAAACUUGAAGAAAACGAAAACAGAAAUGUGAUUAACGAGGUUUCAACACAACCACUUGAAGAGGAGGUCAAGAGCUCUAUUUCUCCCCCUGAAGUUAUAGAAAAAUCAUUUGAGGAAGCUGAGAAAUAUGUUGAACCUGCAGUGGAAAAUGAAAGAGCAGAACAGAUAAAAGAUGAGACUCCAGCUAAAGUUGAAACCAAGAAAGAUGAGAGUGUGGAGGAAAAGCAAGAUGAAGUUACUAGAGCUGUUGAUGAACCACUUAAAGAUUCCAAGCAAUCUGAGUCAGAAGUAAAGGGAGAGGAUAAAUUGGAGGAAAAGCAGGAUGAAACAGAUGCUGGUAAAUUGGAAAAAGUCGAUGAUGAUGUUGCAAAAUCUAAACAGAAUAUAGAGCCUCCUCCCACCAAGGAUGGUGAUCAAACAAAACCCUCCCAGGACCUGCCAAAAGAAGUUCCAGUUAAGCCCUCUCAGAAACAGUCAAAUACCAUUUUGUCGAAGGUAAAGCAGUCACUGGUGAAGGCAAAGAAGGCAAUCAUUGGGAAAUCUCCAAGCUCCAAAAACCAUGCCUCUGGAACCAAGGAUGAUAUUAAAGUCAAAUAA